Molecule: messenger RNA, 674 nt
Organism: Leptidea sinapis
Lineage: Eukaryota; Metazoa; Arthropoda; Insecta; Lepidoptera; Pieridae
Gene: mRpL51
Product: 39S ribosomal protein L51, mitochondrial
Exons: 4
Coding region: 163-630 (155 amino acids)
Biological process (GO): translation
Cellular component (GO): mitochondrial large ribosomal subunit
Molecular function (GO): structural constituent of ribosome
Source: RefSeq, a predicted model, not a curated record
AUAGGGAAUGGUUAAAAGCAACUGUUCACUUUCAAAGUUAGCCGUAUUAAACUACAAUCAGCAACUUAAAAAAAUAAAACAUUUAGUGGAUGGAAAAGUGAAAACUCGACUAUAAUAUUUAUUAUUUUUAUCAAAGCUAUUCUUUUACAUUUUGAAAAAAAAAUGGAAAGGAUAACUUCUUUGCUAAAAGUAUUGUGGCGACCCUCUACUAACUUUGUGAGAACUCGAUAUCAUUCUGAAAAGACGCGCAUCAUAAAACGCUAUGGCUAUGAAGAGAAACUCUGGAGUGGUGGAUUAAUGCCUAGAUCACUUGGAAAACGUUUACCUAUGCCAGAAUAUAGACCACUUAAUCCAUGGACAGAAAGGAGGGCUUUAUUUGGCCAGAAUGACUACAUAGAUAUUUUAGGUUCUGGUGAACUUCACCCAUUAAGGACUUUGUAUACAAUUCCUUCAUGGAUCAAGGGAGUAAGUGGGAAUGAAUAUCAGAUUCUGUUACGAAAAAAGAAAAUGUUUGCUAAAACAGGAUCACCCCAAGUAAGACCAACAAAAUGGAAAGAGUUGGAAAAAAGAUUAGGUUUCCUAUACAGACGGUUAAAUAGAAAAACUAAAACUGGAUUCUCUAGCACUUAGUGUAUGUUCUUCUUGGAAUAUCUUAAAUAAAUAAUUAGAUUAAC